This is a messenger RNA of Pipistrellus nathusii (Nathusius's pipistrelle), 1335 nucleotides long. Lineage: Eukaryota; Metazoa; Chordata; Mammalia; Chiroptera; Vespertilionidae. The record is from the annotation of a GenBank genome assembly.
AUGGCCUCCACCACGACCAACCUCCAGAAAGCAAUAGAUCUUGCUAGCAAAGCAGCCCAGGAAGACAAGGCUGGGAACUAUGAGGAAGCCCUUCAACUCUAUCAACAUGCUGUCCAGUAUUUUCUCCACGUAGUUAAAUAUGAAGCACAGGGUGAUAAAGCCAAGCAAAGUAUCAGGGCAAAGUGUACAGAAUAUCUUGAUAGAGCAGAAAAAUUAAAGGAAUACCUGAAAAAGAAAGAGAAAAAACCACAGAAGCCGGUGAAAGAAGGACAAUCGAGUCCAACUGAUGAGAAGGGGAAGGACAGUGAUGGGGAAGAAGAAUCAGAUGACCCUGAAGCAAAGAAACUACAGAAUCAACUUCAAGGUGCCAUUAUUAUGGAGAAACCUAAUGUGAAAUGGAGCGAUGUUGCUGGUCUUGAAGGAGCCAAAGAAGCACUUAAGGAGGCUGUGAUAUUGCCUAUUAAAUUUCCUCAUCUUUUUACGGGCAAGAGAACACCUUGGAAGGGAAUCCUUUUAUUUGGGCCACCUGGAACAGGAAAGUCCUAUUUAGCCAAAGCUGUAGCCACAGAAGCAAACAACUCAACAUUCUUUUCAAUACAUUCCUCCCACCUUGUCUCCAAGUGGUUAGGUGAAAGUGAAAAGCUAGUUAAGAACUUAUUCCAACUUGCCAGAGAGAAUAAACCUUCCAUUAUCUUCAUUGAUGAAAUCGAUUCUCUGUGUGGUUCAAGAAGUGAAAAUGAAAGCGAGGCUGCACGUAGAAUUAAGACGGAGUUCCUAGUUCAAAUGCAAGGUGUUGGUACGGACAAUGAGGGAAUUUUGGUUCUGGGAGCUACAAAUAUACCUUGGGUACUGGAUUCUGCCAUUAGGCGAAGAUUUGAGAAACGAAUUUAUAUUCCUCUGCCUGAGGCCCAUGCCCGAGCUGCAAUGUUUAAACUGCACUUGGGGACCACUCAGAACAGUCUAACGGAAACAGACUUCCGAGAGCUUGGAAAGAAAACCGAGGGUUACUCAGGGGCAGACAUCAGUGUCAUUGUGCGUGACGCACUUAUGCAGCCGAUUAGAAAAGUACAGUCGGCCACUCACUUUAAAAAGGUUCGAGGACCUUCCCGAACUGAUCCUAACAACAUAGUGGAUGAUCUCUUAAUGCCCUGUUCUCCUGGGGAUCCUGGUGCCAUUGAGAUGACGUGGGUGGACGUCCCUGGUGAUAAACUUUUGGAGCCAAUUGUUUCCAUGGGUGAUAUGUUACGAUCACUGUCUAGCACAAAGCCCACAGUCAAUGAACAUGACUUGCUUAAAUUAAAGAAGUUUUCUGAAGAUUUUGGCCAAGAAGGCUAA